Molecule: messenger RNA, 951 nt
Organism: Dunckerocampus dactyliophorus (ringed pipefish)
Lineage: Eukaryota; Metazoa; Chordata; Actinopteri; Syngnathiformes; Syngnathidae
Gene: tmem242
Product: transmembrane protein 242
Exons: 4
Coding region: 208-630 (140 amino acids)
Source: RefSeq, a predicted model, not a curated record
AAUAAACAAUACAAUUACAACAGUCAAAUGUCUUCUUUGUAAAUUAUCGAUCUGAGUAGAACAUUAAAAAAAUAUUCUACAUGAAAAAGUACAUCUUUGUGUGCGUGAUCUCAAAUUACGGUCGUAGUAAAACCUAAAUGCUGUUUUUCCGUUCCGAGUCUUGUUUCUAUCCGGUCAUGUGACACUGACGGAACAACACAACACGACAUGUUACCAGCGGAUGGAAACAUCGUCAAAAUGUCUCAAAAUGAAGACAACGACAAAGCGCAGCUGAUUAAAGGUGCAGCCUUUCUGAGCACGGUGGCGUCUUUGGGCCUCAUGGCGGGCUUCGGCUCCACUUUGGCGCUGGCCAAGAAGAAAAACCCAGACUGGUUCAACAAGGGUGUCACGGCGACGGCGGCACUUCCUGAGAGCGGCACGGCACUAGCGCUGCGAGCUCUGGGCCGAGGUUCCAUGUAUGCCUGGUGUGGCGUGGGCCUGCUAAGCUUCACUGUGUGCAAACUUCUGGAUGUUCAUAGCCUGUCAGAGUUCAGACAGAAGAUGGCGUCCUUCUUCCCGCCUAUCCCAAAGUCAGACACGGCGGCAGGGUCUGACCUGCAGGAUUUGGACUCGCUCUUCAAGUCAAAAUGACAGAGGAGCUAAAGUGAGAAUGUUUGAGUGCGUCCCAGUUUGAGGACAUCUGGUGCGAUCAUGGACGCUCGGACAGUGGGGAUGUUGGACACGUGUUGAUUGAAUACAUGAAUACCUCCUCACAAAGCGUUGUAGCUGCAUCCCGUACAACCAAUCAAAUGUUGGCAUGCAGUCUCCUGACAAUGUCCACAUGAACAAAUAUGUUUUUGUGUUGUUUGAGAAUUCUUUAGAACUCUGUAAAUACAUUACUGUUCCUAAAUAAACUGACAAGAAGGGGAGGAUCAUGUCACAUAUCCCAUCCCAUCUUUGGGUCACAUAGCU